This is a messenger RNA of Rhodamnia argentea, 2033 nucleotides long. RefSeq names its product transcription initiation factor TFIID subunit 6-like. Gene Ontology annotation, cellular component: SLIK (SAGA-like) complex; transcription factor TFIID complex; SAGA complex. Bases 321 to 1925 code for a protein of 534 amino acids. The transcript has 12 exons. The record is from RefSeq and is a predicted model, not a curated record. Lineage: Eukaryota; Viridiplantae; Streptophyta; Magnoliopsida; Myrtales; Myrtaceae. Gene Ontology annotation, biological process: transcription initiation at RNA polymerase II promoter; RNA polymerase II preinitiation complex assembly. Gene Ontology annotation, molecular function: RNA polymerase II general transcription initiation factor activity; transcription coactivator activity; protein heterodimerization activity.
UUAAUAAAACCUUCUUCCCUUCCUGGGUCGGAGUUAACUGUCGAUUCGUCUCGCAGUAUAAACCCUAGAGUCGAAGAUUUUUUUUCAACCCCUGAAUUCGAGAAAUUGAAGGCACAGCUCAAUCGAUUUGCGUAGCUUUUCUUCAAUUUGAUGUGUUGUUCGUGGUUUCUUCCUUGUUCCGAAUCAAGCUUUGUGUCCUCCGUGGCUUCGGUGAUCGCGGCGUGGAGAGAAAGCUCGUAGGCGGCCUCGAAUGAUGCAGUUUUGUUAGCCGCUCAAAUAGAGAGAGAGAGAGAGCGAGAGAGAGAGAGAGAGAGAGAGAGAUGAGCAUUGUGCCGAAGGAGUCUAUCGAGGUUCUCGCGCAGACCAUUGGCGUUUCAAAUUUGUCCCCCGAUGUUGCCGGCGCUCUCGCUCCUGAUGUCGAGUACCACCUUCGAGAAGUCAUGCAGGAGGCAAUCAAAUGCAUGCGCCACUCGAAGCGAACGACACUGACUGUUGAUCAUGUGGACAGCGCUCUUAAAUUGAGAAAUGUGGAGCCAAUAUAUGGAUUCGCCUCCAGUGAUGCACUGCGAUUCAAAAGAGCUGCUGGACAUAAUGACCUGUUUUACGUAGAUGAAAAGGACGUGGAAUUCAAAGAUAUCAUUGAUGCCCCUUUGCCGAGAGCUCCGCUUGAUACAACAGUUUCUGCUCAUUGGUUAGCGAUUGAAGGGGUUCAGCCUGCAAUUCCAGAAAACCCUCCUUUUGAAGCGCUUACACUGGCAUCGGAUGGCAAAAGGUUCGAAAACAGGGAAGACGGAAUUUCUAUUGACAUCAAAUUACCCAUUAAGUGUGUAUUAUCUAGGGAGCUUCAGCUAUACUUUGACAAAAUUAGAGAACUUACUGUUAGCAAGUCGGACUCUGUCCUCUUUAACCAAGCACUUGUAAGCUUGGCCACUGACUCGGGUCUUCAUCCUUUGAUUCCCCAUUUUACGCAGUUUAUCACAGAUGAGGUUACACGAAAUUUGAGCAAGAUCUCUUUGCUUUUUGCCCUAGUGCGCAUUGUGGGAAGCCUUCUUCGAAAUCCACAUGUUCAUAUUGAACCCUAUCUGCACCAAUUGAUGCCAUCUGUUGUUACUUGUCUUGUUACCAAAAGAUUGGGUAAUCGGUUAACUGACAAUCACUGGGAGCUCAGAAACAUGUCAGCGAGUCUGGUUGCAUCAAUAUGUAAAAGAUACGGGCAUGUUUAUCAUAAUCUGCAGCCGCGUGUCAUACGGACUCUUGUUCAUGCUUUCCUAGAUCCAAAGAAGUCAUUGCCUCAGCAUUAUGGUGCAAUUAAAGGAUUAGCAGCGCUUGGACCUAGUGUGGUUCGGCUGCUGAUAAUACCAAAUCUUGAGCCUUAUCUGCAACUUCUUUCGUCAGAAUUGUUGCCUGAGAAUCAAAGAAAUGAGAUAAAGAGGCUUGAAGCAUGGCGUGUUUAUGGAGCACUGCUGAAUGCUGCUGGCCUUUGUAUGUACAACCGGCUAAAGAUGCUCCCUAAUUUGCUCUCACCCCCAACUCGUGCUGUUUGGAAGACCAACAGGAAGGUCGUGAUGGUGAUGCCAAAUAAACGAAGAGCGAGUUCAGACAACUUAAUGCAGCAACCUCCACUGAAAAGGGUAGCCACAGAGGGAAUGAUUGGUGGCAUGCCUGCCAAUCCCAUGCAAGGAGUAGCGAGCGGAUUCUCAGGGGCAGUGGGGGGUCCUGGUGUUGCUGUAUUGCGUCACUUGCCCAAUGAAGGCACCUCAGGAAUUGGUGCCGGUGGUAGUUCAGCUUUAAAGACAUCAAACACCUUAGCCCAGGCUUGGAAAGAGGAUGUGAAUGCUGGACACUUGCUCGCGUCGCUGUUCGAAUAUUUCGGCGAAAGCAUGUUCUGUUUCACUCCGAAGCCCGAGUUGUCCAUCUUUUUGUGAUUAUUUAAGCUGUGUGUACCUUGUUUUAUCUUAUCCAGGGCCAUGUUUUGUGGAAAAUUUAAGUUGCACCUGUAUAAUUGAACCGUUUUAAUUAUUCUUCUAGUAAUC